Molecule: messenger RNA, 1680 nt
Organism: Malassezia restricta
Lineage: Eukaryota; Fungi; Basidiomycota; Malasseziomycetes; Malasseziales; Malasseziaceae
Product: histone-lysine N-methyltransferase, H3 lysine-79 specific
Exons: 2
Coding region: 1-1680 (559 amino acids)
Biological process (GO): subtelomeric heterochromatin formation; DNA damage checkpoint signaling; regulation of transcription regulatory region DNA binding
Cellular component (GO): nucleosome; nucleus
Molecular function (GO): histone H3K79 methyltransferase activity; histone binding
Source: RefSeq, a predicted model, not a curated record
AUGGAUUUUUUUGGGCAGCGGAGCAAAGCGCAUUCAGCUUCAAACAAAAAGCCAACAGUGGUCACCACUACUACUACGAAAAAAAAGGUCGCGCCCCAGGCGCCUUCUCGCGCUCCGACAGUUAAGAAGCACAAUGCAUUACCCGAAGCGAUCCAGCAGCGCAUCCAACGCGAGCAUCAGACGGCGGCAGCGGAGGCAGCACCUCCAUCGAAUACAUCAUCACGCCCUAAGAAGCGAGUCAAAAAGGCGUCUCAACCAGAUGCGACCACUUCUAGAACCAUGUUAGGUGACGAUGACGCAGACGACACAGCACUCGAUCGCAUCACUCAGGGCAGCCGAUCUACGCGCUCCGUAUUUUCAUACCAUGUACCUCGUGAUAUUGUAUCGGAUGAUGCGUACUCACCGUUAUCUGAAGAUACGCGUGCCAAGGCGACGCGGUGCAUCACGAGUCGCGCACUUGUCGAAGCCUCCUCAUGCCGGUAUGAGCCAUACUUUGACGGAUUAGACGACCAUCCUGUCGUGGUACUUGAGUAUCCAGCCUGUGAUGCAAGCGAAGAAUUCCUGUUACUAGUUCCUGUUGAUUCGGACGAGUACGAUCCCAUCUCAGACUUGCUAUGUUGUGUCGGCGCCAUGGCUGCCAACUAUAUCCCGCCCGAGAUGCGCGAGGAGUUUGGCACACUCGAAAGCCUAGAGACGAGUAGUAGUGCAGGUAUGCCACUGUCCAGAGUAUCCAUGGCCUCUCUCUCGAAACUUGAUUCGAGUCACGUAACUGACCAUCACGACAAGGACUCACUACCUCCGCAAGAGGAGGAAACCAUUCUGCGUGCAUUUACGAAAGCCCGUAAUCGUCGCCAUGGGCCGCUUUUUCUUCGUACCCUAGAGCGGUUCAAUGCCAAAAUUCGCGAGCUUAGACAGCGAGGUGUCAUCGCCGCUCAGCUCCAUUCCCUGGGGCAAUCACACGGUGUACCCGAACAUGUAUGGCGCACCAUUCAAGAGCAAGUGUAUGCCCGUGUCGUGUCACCGCACGUCGACAAACUCAAACAAUACGAGGCGUUCUCAGAUAACGUAUAUGGUGAAAUGCUUCCACCGUUUCUCAGCGAGAUUGCUCGUAUCGCCCAGCUUGGUCCCUCUUCUGUAUUCAUCGACUUGGGCAGCGGUAUCGGCAACCUCUUAAUCCAGGCGUCCUUGCAAACAGGAUGCGAGGCGUACGGGUGUGAGUACAUGCCCAUUCCCAGCGACUUGGCCGAGCAGCAAAUCAUCGAGGCGUCGCAUCGCUGGCGCAUGUGGCAUGUCCGAGGUGGACCUCGCGUAGAAUCCUGGCAGGGCGACUUCACCACGCUGGACCGCGUCGGUCAAGUGCUUCGACGUGCGGAUGUCGUUCUUGUGAACAACUAUGCGUUUCGUCCCCAAACGAACGAUACACUCUCAUUGCAAUUUCUCGACCUGAAGGACGGUACCAAGAUUUUCUCGCUGCGUCCAUUUGUAUCGCCUGAUUUCCGGCUGACGGAGCGCACACUUUCCAGUCCUCAGGCCAUCCUGCGGAUGGAGCAGCACAAAUACACGGGCGGCUGUGUCAGUUGGACAGCUGGCGGCGGCGUGUACUAUGUACACACCGUCGACCGCCAACUUGUGCAGGACUUUGUGGCGCAGCAACCAUCGGCUGGUGCUAUAACGUCGUAG